AUGCGAAACAGGUGGGCGCAGAGUACCACGCAGGGGAAGCGGCCGUGGCACCUGAAGGCGGAUAUUGCGCUGCCGUGCGCGACGCAGAACGAGCUGGAGCUUGAGGACGCAAAGAACUUGAUCCGGAACGGCGUCAUCGCCGUGGUGGAGGGCGCAAACAUGCCGACGACGAUGGAGGCGACGACGGAGCCCAUCAACGCCGGUGGGGUCGCCGUCUCUGGCUUGGAGAUGACGCAGGACGCCAUGCGCCUGGGCUGGACGGCGGAGGAGGUGGACAAAAAACUCCACGAAAUCAUGAACUCCAUCCACAGCGCGUGCGUGAAGUACGGCACGGAGGGUGGCAAGACGAAUUACGUGAAUGGCGCCAACAUCGCCGGCUUCGUCAAGGUCGCGGAGCGAUGA
Trypanosoma conorhini is the source of this 402-nucleotide messenger RNA. Its product is annotated as glutamate dehydrogenase. The transcript has a single exon. The record is from RefSeq and is a predicted model, not a curated record. Gene Ontology annotation, molecular function: L-glutamate dehydrogenase (NADP+) activity. Lineage: Eukaryota; Euglenozoa; Kinetoplastea; Trypanosomatida; Trypanosomatidae. Gene Ontology annotation, cellular component: cytosol. Bases 1 to 402 code for a protein of 133 amino acids.